UUUUUUUUUCGUUUUAGCGAUUUUCGCCAAUUUAUGUAUACGAAUUUGAAUGCUCAAGAACGCUAGCAUGUGAAACACUUGACGCGUGGUAAUUCAAAACAAUCAAUCACAUUUCAUAGAAAAGGAAAGAAAGAAACUUGAUUGCUAACAACGAAAAUAUAAAAGAUGUCGAGACGUCCAGAACACUUGGCUCCACCUGAAAUGUUUUACGAUGAAUCCGAAGCUCGAAAGUAUACGCAAAAUUCUAGAAUGAUAGACAUACAAGAACAAAUGUGUAGACGUGCUAUAGAACUUCUUCUACUGUCAGAGGAUGAAACAUUUUUGUUGUUAGACAUUGGCUGCGGUUCGGGAUUAAGCGGCAGCGUAAUCGAAGAAUAUGGCCACGCGUGGAUCGGAAUCGAUAUAUCUUCCGCGAUGCUAGGAGUAGCUUUGGAAAGAGAAGUGGAGGGUGAUUUAAUUUUAGGGGACAUGGGUGAAGGUAUGCCGUUUAAAGCAGGUAGUUUCGACGGUGCGAUCAGUAUUUCAGCACUUCAAUGGUUGUGCAACGCCGAUCGCAGUUCGCAUGAUCCUUCGAGGCGACUCUAUAAAUUUUUCUCCACUUUGUUCUCCUGUUUGUCAAGAUCAGCUAGAGCAGUAUUUCAAUUUUAUCCUGAAAACAGCGCACAGAUUGAAUUGAUUACGACACAAGCCACAAAAGCCGGAUUUUAUGGCGGUGUAGUCGUAGAUUUUCCAAACAGUACCAAAGCAAAAAAGUUUUAUUUAGUCCUAAUGACUGGUGGACCUGCUGUUCUUCCGCGAGCUUUAGGCGUUAACGACGCUGAGACAGCCGUCUCGUAUACAUCCAGAAGAGAUCGAUUGAGGCAAGUGAAACAUAAACCGCUAAAAAAGUCAAAGGAAUGGAUUAUUGAGAAAAAAGAAAGGAGACGAAAACAAGGAAAAGAAGUGGCCGAUGAUUCCAAGUAUACCGGCAGAAAAAGAGCACGGAAAUUCUAACGCCGAUCUACGUGUUAACACAUUUUCGUAGCGUAUUCGCUGGAUACUCUUAUCCCGUACAAAUUUUUAGUGAAGAAGAAAAAAAAAA
Messenger RNA from Megachile rotundata (alfalfa leafcutting bee), 1081 nucleotides. Its product is annotated as 18S rRNA (guanine-N(7))-methyltransferase. NCBI's taxonomy places the organism in Eukaryota, Metazoa, Arthropoda, Insecta, Hymenoptera, Megachilidae. Gene Ontology annotation, cellular component: nucleolus. The record is from RefSeq and is a predicted model, not a curated record. Gene Ontology annotation, biological process: rRNA (guanine-N7)-methylation. Gene Ontology annotation, molecular function: rRNA (guanine) methyltransferase activity.